Messenger RNA from Rhea pennata, 5909 nucleotides. RefSeq names its product tetraspanin 4 (gene TSPAN4). The transcript is spliced from 8 exons. The record is from RefSeq and is a predicted model, not a curated record. Gene Ontology annotation, cellular component: plasma membrane. Lineage: Eukaryota; Metazoa; Chordata; Aves; Rheiformes; Rheidae. Bases 153 to 1139 code for a protein of 328 amino acids.
UGGCUGCUCGUGCAGAAGUCUCUCUCGUUCGGAAGCACGCUGCUGCCUAACUCCUGGCUGAGCAGACUCCACUUCAGCAACUUUGCUGCCUUACGCACCAUCGUUCGGCCGUUGUCAGAGCAGCCGCCACGGCGGGACCGCCGGAAGGCACCAUGCGCAGGUCUAGCACCGACGAGUCGACGUAUCGCCGGAGCCCGUCCCUGGACAGCAAGGAUUACAGUUUCCCCAAUGGCGCCUUUCGUCGCUACAGCAGCAUGUAUGGCGGCCAGUUUGGGGCUGCCAGCAACUCUUUUUUCGGAUUCCACACCAACCCAGGCCCUAAGGCCACCAAGGCUAAGUACACGUCCCCCAAGGGAAACAAGUACGUUGUCUUUUACCUGGAUCUCUCGUUUAUUUUUCUCCUAGAGCUGAAGAGGUGCAGCAUGGCUCACAACUGCCUGCAGUGUAUCAAGUACCUAAUGUUUGUCUUCAACCUUCUCUUCUGGUUGGGAGGCUGUGGAAUUCUUGGAGUAGGCAUCUGGCUGGCUGUUACCCAAGGCAACUUUGCUACCCUCUCCUCUUCUUUCCCAUCCCUGUCAGCUGCCAACCUACUGAUCGUCACGGGGACUUUUGUCAUGAUCAUCGGCUUUGUGGGCUGCAUAGGUGCCAUCAAAGAAAACAAGUGCCUCCUGCUGAGUUUUUUUAUCAUGCUGUUGAUUAUAUUUCUGUUGGAGCUCACCGUUGUGAUUCUCUUCUUCGUCUACACUGACAAGAUUGACAAGUAUGCUCAGCGGGAUCUGAAGAAAGGGCUUCAUUUGUAUGGGACAGAUGGAAAUAUUGGCCUGACUAAUGCAUGGAGCAUCAUUCAAACAGAUUUCAGAUGCUGUGGUGUCUCCAACUAUACCGACUGGUUUGAAGUGUACAACACAACCCGAGUGCCAGACUCCUGCUGCUUGGAGUUCAGUGAGAACUGUGGGCUCCAUUCCCCAGGGACCUGGUGGAAAGCGCCUUGCUAUGAGACAGUGAAAAUAUGGCUCCAGGAGAACUUACUAGCAGUGGGAAUCUUUGGAUUGUGCACAGCUCUGGUGCAGAUUCUUGGACUCACCUUUGCAAUGACCAUGUAUUGUCAGGUAGUCAAGGCAGACACCUACUGUGCAUAGAUACCAUUCCCAAUCUCUCUGCUUCUCCUCCAAAGGACACAGGAGAAAUCUCCUUCAUGCUCAUUCUUCUGACCUUCCCCCCCCCCCCCUUUGUAAUAUAAACUGUGUAUAAUGCUAUCUUUCUGAAGAUUUUGUGAAUCACCCCACUUCACUGAAGGAGGAAGAAAAGACAAACUCAGUACUUGAACUGGCACAGGUAAGAAGCAGCCUUGUCUUUGAACAGAAGAAAACCUCCAAAGAGCAAUGGUUCCUUUUCAAUGGCCUAUGGCAAAACUAAGGAGGCUGCUUAUGGAAGGCUGAUCUGCAAACUGCUGUUAGGAAAAGAUUGCACUGAGGAAACCUCUGUGAAAGCUGCCAGGUUGCCUUCUAGCAUAUCACAGUCUGCAAGAGAGGGUGCAGAAAAUGAGUAUUCUUCAGCAUUUGAAGAAGGUGCAGAGUAGCUAGCAUUGAAUGCAAUUGCUCACACACAGGUAGAAUGUCAAGCGCAAGCUGCCCUGCCUCCAAGUGUCUCAAGAUGAUUUUGUAGCCACGAGAGGAUCAUCUUCAGAAAUACGUUAAUCUCAUGUGCUGCAAAGUCAUCUGAUCUGGCUGUUAAGGGGAAAAUAAUAUUGGACAAUGUCUCACUUACUUACUUACUUACUAAUUGCCAGUGGCAUUGUAGAUUGUUGGCUGUAUAUGUAAUAUAUAUUCAUAUACACCUACUGUUCUGAAAGGAGAUGAAUACCUAGCAUCUAACCUCAGAAAGAGGGAACCCUUCUAUCCAAUUUUACAUUCCAACUGAAAUAACUGAGUAUUAUUUCUUGUAGGAGGCACUAUCACUUAUACCUCUGGGAAACAAGUAAUUACAUGCAGCUGUAUCUUUAUUUCAGUAAACAACUUGUGAGUGGGCUCUCUGUCAUUCUACUAUUUUUUCAUUCCUGUUUCAAGUUAGUCUGCCAAAAAAUAUCACUUCUUUCCACACUUGAAGAUCCAUACACAAAUCUGUCAGCUCUUCCUUCCCUGAAUGUCACCAUUUCAUUAAUUUACUCCAGGAUACCAUCAUUUGCAGGUAUGAUAGAGUUUGGCUUGCUGAGGAUAAAUCUUUUUGCACGUUACUUAUCUUUCCUAGAGUUAUUAAGGCUUCAGAGGUUUUUUAUGCUUAGAAUUUUUUAGCGGCUUCCUUAUGACAGCCAAGGCACAUCAGUCUUUGUUGGAAGUAGAGUCACCUCUCAGUUCUGCCUUUCAUACCCAUCUCCCUCCUCCUAGCUUCAACGGCUGUUGACUAGAAUAACCUCCACUUUUUGCAGAAUUUGGAGAAAUCAAAGUUGUAACAACUUUCCUUUGCCAGAGAACAGCUAGCAGUUGCCUGAUUUCUUCCCCCUGCAUUGGUAACUGAUGUAAUUUUAGGUAGUAGCCUUCUGUAGAAACCAUGGCUAUGAGGUUAAGAACCAGGUGCUUCUUACAAUGCAAACAAGUUGCAAAGAAUUUCCCACCAGCAAGCAGCCUCAGACAAUGCACAUACAUGCGCCUGCAUGAUAAGAAGUGGCAGAAGCAUCCUGGGGAAAAUGAACAGCAGGGAACAGGCUAACAGAGAGAUUCACCUGGCCCGUUCCCCACGGCCAGCUCACUCAGGGCCUCUCAGCCGCUGCCAGGGGAGCGGCUAGACAGCCCGGGUGCCCGAUGCAGCCAUUCCUACUGUGACAGAUUAGAAGUAUGCAUCAAGCUCAGGCACCUGUUACUUGUACCCUCUAGUACUUAAAACAGAAGGUCUCAGCUACAAAUGAUGCUUUGCUUACCUUGAUUUAAAUGCAAUUUCCAGCAGGAAGGCUGGACUCUUCCAAUCCAUAGUCUGUAUAGCAAUCUCCCCCAAACAUCAGUAAGUAAUCCUAUCCUGGACCUGCAUCGUUGGACAAAUACUACUACUCUCUAUUUUUUUUCUCUCCUCACUAAUUUCUUGCAGUCUUCUCCCCCCUCAGGCCCAAACUACCCUGUGUUUUGUGGAAACAUGCUUAGGACAGUCUGCUCUGUGAAACUGCAAGUACCUUUCAAAAUUCUGUGCCUACCUUUAUGCAGCAACCACUGUACCAUUGGGCACUUACUUACUUGUGCAGGCUAAGUUCGAAGUAAUACAUUACUUGUGUGUAUGUUAUAUGCCUUCCCAAUCACUUGCUAUCACAGCAACCUCAUUACCCCUAAUGGAUUUUAUUACUGGUGAUUGGUGGUGAUUUUAUUAGUGCUGAUUUUACUACUAUUAUUGCUAUACCAACAAGCCACAAACGUUAACAGACGUUGACCCAAGACAGAAGUUUAACUGAGUGAGUACCCAAGAAUACACAGGAUCUCUCUGCCUUGAGCAAGAGACUUACUUACUCUUGGUGUUGUAAUCACCAAAGUCUCAUGUUCCACUUCCCGAGCUGAGACAGACCUGUAAACAGUCUUGUUCUUUGAGAGAUGGAGAGGUGGUAUAAGCAAGUUUGUUCCUCCCUCCCUCCACUCUUUUUUAUUUUCUUACCUGCAUAGAAGCAAUUCCAAGUUAGAUGUACCAUUAGGGUAAGUUCUUGCCAUGGUUUAUUAUAAUAGUUGGACUCACUCUGAGGUGCUCUUGCUGACAGCUGAGAUUCCACCACUGAAAAGCAGUGUAACAGUGAUAUGAACACAUUAACAGAACAUUGAUUUUUAAAAGAAAGAUAAAAGAUAGACAGACAAGGUUAUUGGUAGUGGUCCGCCAUUAAAAUUUAACAAAACACAGAGCAGUCCUGAUGGCUCAGGACUCAGUUGAUGAGCGCAAACCGUUGUGCAAUAGAGCUCCCACAGAGGCCACCUCUCAUCAGUUUACCUGCUGCUGGUGCAGGAAAUGAGAGACCACAACCCUCAUCAUGUGAGUCUCCUAAUAAUGCAUGCUGAGCUCUUAGAGAAGACAGCUAGGCUUCAUGAAACCUACAGAAGACACAAAAUGAGAAACAGUAGGAAGAGUGAAGACAAGUCACCCCUUCUGGUUCCCUCUAAUCAGGUGCCAUGCAUUAGGUGUCUGUCUUUACAAGCUAAACUGCCUGGUUUUCAAAGAAAGAGAAGUAUUAGCAAUACUGUAUUUGUAAAUCCCAGUCACUGCAACAGCAACAUUCAGCAGUAACAGGGGAGGGGGAGCCAAACCCCAAACUCCUCCUUGCAUUGCAUAAACACUACUCUUACACUGCCAACAGAGAUGUUAGUGCAACUUACUAAGUCUGAACAACAACUGGGCUAUUUUUCUAUAUUUGAUGUUGUUAGCACUCUUCACACAGGCCACCAAACAGAUGAUAUGGUGCUUAAAGCAUUACCAGCGCAAUCCAAUUGUAAACCUUUGUCCAUACUCACUCCGUUCAACAGUACACGAAAAAGCGUCAGACUUUUACUUACUUACUUAUCAUACUUUGUUUUUAAAAAAGAAGGAGUUGCAGCCUUUCUCCAGCAACAGUCUGAAUAUUUUUUGAUGUGUCACAUUAGCAUUUAAAAAAACAUAAAUAGCUUUUUUUAAAAAAAAGAAAAAAAGUUCCAUAGUGUGCAGAAACUUUAGCGUGAACUAGCUGAUUGUAACUUCCCUGUAGUACAUAAUACACCCUUUUACAAGGCUGCUUGUACCAUAGAUACGCAGAGCAACACAGAAGUCAUUCCAAUCGCCUCCGUUAGUGUAUUGUCAAUUUUACUAAGGACUUCUAUAUUAUUUAUUUUCCCAUUUUAUUUUUGAGCAUGAAGGAGGACUUCUUGUUACAUUUAAAUUGAAGACAGACUCAAAGGCAACAAAGUCAGAGACUGAAGCCAAGCACUCUUAAUUUAUACUCAUUGUGCUUUCUCAUUAAUAACAAGGUAUGAAGGAAUAGGGCAUACAGCUGGACCUCCUGAAUUCAGCAAGAUCAAGAUUUGGCUUUUAGGUUCAGUCCAAUAUAUUUUUGGCUCUUCUGUCCUUCCACCUCUACAACUAUAGGAAUAUAUAUAAAUCUAUAUAUAAUAGAAUGUGUUUUAUUUUCUUGUACAGUAACUGUCAGUAGCAGCCAAAACUUACUGCUUGAUAGAAUUAUUUAGCUCUACAUCUUAUAGCACACAAUCAAUGAAAUUCACUUCUAUGAAUACUUAUUUACUCCUUCCCCUCAAAUCCAACCUUCUAAAGAUUUUUUUUCUUCUAUUUAAUCAUUACCAUUUGAAUGCUGCAUUGUAUGAUUUAUAGUAAGGAGAGGAAGGAACCGCUCAGAAGCUAUAUUUUAUCUAGCAUCAGAAAUAUAUGGCUCCUACGCAAAUCCAUCCCACCCCUCACUUCUUACAAGCUAAUUAAAAAAUAGUUGCUUACCUCUCUCAGUGCUUGUGGUUCCAAGCUGCCUCUUCCUCCAUUCAUGGGUAAGACAGGAGGUUGUCGUACGGAAAAAGUUAAAAGCCAUUCACAUACCUGAUAUUGAUAGUUUCACUGUUAUGCUGUAAGUGUGGCACCAAAGGUAAGCAGCAGGGGAAAAAAAAGAAAGAAAAAAAAAAAGAAACCCCACAAAGGUGGCAUUUAUUUUAAAACCAAGCUAUUAUUUACUUUGUCCACAAGGACUCAUGCUAAGUGUGAAUGAUCUUCAUAGAUACUGCUUUUGACAAUUCACAGUAAGAAAACAAGUCAGGACUUGCCAUCGGAAAUUCUGUUUGGAGCUCCUUUGUGAAUUCUCUUAGUUUGUCACCUGUAUCUUAUCAUAGUAGACAGGUCUUCUCUGUUCCUUGGAUUUUGUCACUGCAACAAUAAUGAUACAUUUUUGUGCAUUCAUAUAAAGAACAAAAUUUAAA